CCUUCGUAUUUACGUCGUGCGCGACACCACGAUGGUCGUCGCACGUUCAUGGCCGUAAGCCUGAAAAUAUUUUCGCGGAUGACGUUCUCCCGCACGGCCGAGAUCGGCGGAGAGUCGUUACGUUCGCGAUUGUUAUUGCGCGCCUGACGUACGCGUGCGGCUGCAGCGUCAUCCGCGGCUGUUACCGCCGGCCGGACUGUGCAAUGGAGAGCAUAUUCCACGAGAAGCAAGAGGGAUACCUGUGCGCCCAGCACUGCCUGAACGCGCUCCUGCAAGGCCCGUACUUCAACGCUGUCGACCUGGCGAACUUCGGCCACCAGAUGGACGAGGAGGAGAGGAUCCGGAUGGCCGAGUCGGGCGUCGACAGCGAGGACUACAAGCUGUUCCUCGAGCAACCAUCGGGAAACAUGGACGACAGCGGAUACUUUUCAGUUCAAGUUAUUAGCAGUGCUCUGAAAGUUUGGGGUUUAGAACUGAUUCCAUAUAACAGCACGGAACCGACAGCUUUACUGGCACAGAACGAUCCCUCGCGGAUGAGAGCGUAUAUUUGUAAUUAUAAGGGACAUUGGUUUACAAUAAGAAAACUCGGGAGCCAGUGGUUUAAUUUAAAUUCAAUGCUUAGCGGACCCCAGCUUAUAUCAGACACGUACCUCACGAUGUAUCUAGCUCAAUUGUUACAAGAAGGUUAUUCUAUUUUUAUCGUUAUCGGCACCCUUCCGCAGUGUCCCGCCGAGGAUGUUCUUCUGAAAAAUCCCAUAGUUGCGACGAAAGGCAAUACAAGCUCGGAGUCGAAACAACCCACCACGCCCAAGGGCCAGCGCUUGGGCACCAAGCUGGAAGACGAGAUCCUGAAGGCCGCGCUCGCGAUGGGCGAGGUGAAGGUCCCGCGAUCCUCGAGCACAGCCAGAAGCGCGUCCGCGCUCUCGCACAAGCCUGAACUGUCCGCGGAUGAACGACGCGAGAGGAUAAUCCCUAUAAGAAUCGAGGGCAGGGAGGAUAAGAGCGACGAGGAGGAGGACGAAAACGUACAAUUGGCCAGGGCGCUGCAGAUGAGCCUGCAGAAUGACGAGGACGACGUGGACAAGACGCUCAAGUUGCGACUGGACCUCCACACCGACGACAACGCGGCGGCGCAUUUAGCGGAGACGUCGGCGAGCGACGCGGACGAGGACGACGAGCUGAGACGAGCCCUGCAGCUGAGUCUCGAGUGUGUCACCGCCCCGCCUACGCCAGAUCCCGAAGAUCUACGCUGGCGCCGGUUGAAUCACUUCGGCAUCUACUCGCGAACGUCCAACAGUGAAGCUCCCGCGAAGCUGAACACUUAACAAUAAACGUUCAACACUGCACAAAUUAUCCAUUUACUAAACUGACCGUUGUAUUGUAAAUUAUACGAUCGAGUAGCUGAGCUCGAGGUGGUACGUCACUUUGUAUACUAAUAAGAUAAGAGAGACGUGUGUCAAAGGGGAUUCAAGUGCAUUUCCGGUUUUACCGAGAUCGAGCUCUCGUCGACGUCUCGUUUCUCCCUCUCAACUUUGUUAUACUAAUCGUUCACGGAAUAAACACUUGUUUGA
Messenger RNA from Vollenhovia emeryi, 1571 nucleotides. Its product is annotated as ataxin-3-like. Gene Ontology annotation, cellular component: nucleus. NCBI's taxonomy places the organism in Eukaryota, Metazoa, Arthropoda, Insecta, Hymenoptera, Formicidae. Gene Ontology annotation, molecular function: cysteine-type deubiquitinase activity. Bases 204 to 1325 code for a protein of 373 amino acids. The record is from RefSeq and is a predicted model, not a curated record. Gene Ontology annotation, biological process: protein deubiquitination. The transcript is spliced from 5 exons.